CAGCGGCAGACAUACCUGCUUUUGGCACUUCUGCAAUCUCUGUAGGCUCUCAGAUCUGACAUCAUGGUGCAUUUUACUAGUGAGGAGAAGGCUGCUAUCACUAAUGUGUGGAGCAAAAUAAAUGUGGAGGAGGCUGGAGGCGAGGCGCUGAGCAGGCUUUUGGUCGUCUACCCCUGGACACAGAGGUUCUUUGACAACUUUGGCAACCUGUCUUCUUCCUCUGCCAUAAUGGGCAACCCUAAGGUCAAAGCUCAUGGCAAGAAGGUGCUGACCUCCUUUGGAGAUGCUAUUAAGAACAUGGACAACCUCAAGGGCACCUUUGCUAAGCUGAGUGAGCUGCACUGUGACAAACUGCAUGUGGAUCCUGAGAACUUCAAGCUCCUGGGCAACGUGCUAGUGAUCAUCCUGGCUUCUCAUUUUGGCAAGGAAUUCACCUCUGAUGUGCAGGCAGCUUGGCAGAAACUGGUGGCUGGAGUUGCCAAUGCUCUGGCCCACAAGUACCACUGAAUCCUCUUUCCAGUUCACCAGUGCCCACUUUCCUUCUGAAAAUGGGAUCUGGGGUUUGGUCUUGAUAGCACAUCUUCUGUUUAAUAAAGUACAUUCUAUCCAGUAAUCAUAAGUUA
Messenger RNA from Phyllostomus discolor (pale spear-nosed bat), 623 nucleotides. Its product is annotated as hemoglobin subunit epsilon. The record is from RefSeq and is a predicted model, not a curated record. Gene Ontology annotation, biological process: hydrogen peroxide catabolic process; oxygen transport. NCBI's taxonomy places the organism in Eukaryota, Metazoa, Chordata, Mammalia, Chiroptera, Phyllostomidae. Bases 64 to 507 code for a protein of 147 amino acids. Gene Ontology annotation, cellular component: blood microparticle; hemoglobin complex; haptoglobin-hemoglobin complex. Gene Ontology annotation, molecular function: organic acid binding; oxygen carrier activity; oxygen binding. The transcript is spliced from 3 exons.